Patiria miniata (bat star) is the source of this 1092-nucleotide messenger RNA. Its product is annotated as histone deacetylase complex subunit SAP18-like. Gene Ontology annotation, cellular component: nucleus. The transcript has 3 exons. Gene Ontology annotation, biological process: negative regulation of DNA-templated transcription. Gene Ontology annotation, molecular function: transcription factor binding; transcription corepressor activity. The coding region runs from base 52 to 525 and encodes 157 amino acids. The record is from RefSeq and is a predicted model, not a curated record. Lineage: Eukaryota; Metazoa; Echinodermata; Asteroidea; Valvatida; Asterinidae.
UGAAGUUGGAAGGGCGCCCUCACGAGGGACGCUACUUCAUUGAUGUAAAUCAUGGCGUCUUUCAUCGGAUCACGCGUGACAGAGGUGGAGAACAAACCUAUUGAAAAACCGGUCGAUCGUGAAAAGACAUGCCCACUGCUUCUGCGAGUAUUCUGCAACUCGGGUCAUCACCACAGAGUGGAAGAAUUUCAGCGUGGAAGAGUACCACCAAAUGAACUACAGAUUUACACAUGGAUGGAUGCCUCAUUAAAAGAGCUGUCAAGCCUGGUGAAAGAAGUCAAUCCUGAAGCAAGACGAAGGGGAACCUUCUUCAGCUUUGCCAUCGUCUCUCCAGACAACAGACGUCCAGGCUAUCACCUGAAUAACAUCGGCAUGACCUGCUCUGGACGGAAGGGCCCAGAUGAUGCAGUUACCUUGGCAUCGACAUCAUUCCAGAUUGGGGAUUAUGUGGACAUUGCAAUCUCAUUGCCAACAAGAGGAGGUGGGCCUCCACCUCAGAGAAGAGACAGCUGGGGACGGAUGUAGAUUUGAUGCUUUCUUACUUGUAUUUAAGACGCGCGUCUUCUAGGAUAGACAGUAGCAGAGCUUGGUAUCAACCAUCUUUUCUUGAGCAAAGAAGCACACAAACUUGUAUGGUUUAAGACACUCCACGUACUGGAAGAUGAGGUCUUCAACAAAAAAACCCAUCUUCUGAACUGUUACUUGAUUGCAAAGCUUGCGCUGUCUCUUAGUAUUUUUAACACUUUUUACGCUGUUAAAUGCACUUGUAGCAAGUCAGAUUUGUAACAUUUUGUGCACCCUUAUUUGGAAGUCUUUGUAGUUGUCUUCUCAAAAAAUUCUCGCUGGAAUUUUGUUCACUUCAUUAAGCGCCUGUACAUAAGCAGAAAUUAGUUUGAAGCAAAGGAAAGUAGUGUAGAUUUAAUCAGUUACUAACAUAUGGAACCAAGAUCAAUAAAUUUAAAAAGCUACAUUUCCAAAUCUUGAGCGGGGUAACUGCACAGACAUUGUUUUUUUAAAGUAACACAUCAGGUAUGUAUUUCAUUGAUACUCAUUUUAGAAAUAAAAGAAGCAGUGAAGUUCACAUUACAAUGA